AUGGCAGCUUAUGCAGCCCUUGUUUCACUAAUGAAUAUGAUAGAUUCCAUCAAAAACCAUCAUUCCCCUCCCAUCUCUCUCCACAAACCCCAAAUUCAGUCUCUCAUUGAAUAUGGUAUAUUCCUACUGGAAUUUCUCCAAGCAUACAAGUCCCCUGUUCCUAACCACGACGAAGCAGAUCCAUUGGAGAUGCGUAUUGCUGAUGCAGCUUAUGCGGCUGAAGAUGUUAUUGAAUCUCAUAUUGUCCACAAAAAUCAGCUCACUAGAUCCAUUAAAGAUGCAACUUAUGCGGCUGGCAGAUCCGAAGUAACCAAAAUCAGAUGCUCCUUCAAUUGCUUUCGAGGUACCAAGGAUUCGAGAAAUGUCUCAUCAAAUCAUAAUGAUGAUGACGAUGAUGAACCGAACAAGUUGCAUCAAGAUAUGCAAAAUGUGAUAGAAGAAAUGGAUCGGAUUAAGAGAGUGGCUAUGGAGACCAACGCAGAGGAGGUGGUGGUGCUAUGUGAUCAACGGCGUAGAUCUGUCUCUUCUUCCAUUGGGAGGAAGAGUACUGGCACAAUGGUAUUCUCUGAUCAUGUCUUACAUGGGAUCAUGGAAAAGCUCGUUGCGGAUGAACCUGGACGCCAAGUCAUUCCCAUCACAGGAAUGGGCGGGAUAGGUAAGACUGCUCUUGCUCAAACUGUUUAUUCGCAACAAGUUAUUAAGGAGCGAUUUGAUAUUUGUGCUUGGGCUACUAUUUUUGAACAUUACAACACGAGAGAAAUUUUAUGUGAACUUGUUUCUCAAGCCACUAACAAAGACAAGAAACAAUUAAGUGAAAGCAGUGAAGAAGAAUUAGGAUUAGAGCUCUACCAAUAUUUGUCGGGUAAGAGGUUUCUAAUUGUAAUGGAUGAUAUGUGGAAUAUUGAGUCUUGGAAUGAGAUACAAUAUUUCUUUCCUAACAACGAGAAUAACAGUCGAAUAAUGGUGACGACUAGGCUAUCACAAUUGAGCUCACAAUUAAAUAGUCAUUAUAGCCAUCAAGUGGAAUUUCUUGAUGAGGCGAGCAGUUGGAUCCUAUUAUCCAAAAUAGUGUUUGGAGAUGAACGUUGUACUCUUGAAUUGGAGAAAAUUGGAAAGGAAAUUGCAAACAAUUGCAGAGGGCUCCCUCUAUCAAUUGUUGUAGUGGGUGGUCUUUUGAAAAAUAUGGAACAAUCACAAGAAUGUUGGGCAACAAUAAGGAACAACUUAACUUCAGUAGUAAAUUUGGACAAUGAUCAGGAUUGCUUGAAAUUGUUGAAAAUGAGCUACAACCAUUUGCCCGUUCACUUAAAGCCUUGUUUUUUAUACAUGGGGGUGUUUGAGGAAGAUGAUGCGAUUAGCGUCUCAACACUCGUCAAACUGUGGGUUUGUGAAGGAUUUCUUAAACCAAUAGAUGGGAGAAGUUUGGAAACAAUUGGGAAAGGGUUUGUAAAGGAUUUAAUAGACAGAAAUCUCAUUCUAGUUGAUGAAUUGGGAUCUACUGGAAACAUAAAACUAGUUAAAGUUCAUGAUUUGGUAAGAGACCUCUGUCUAAACCAGGCCAAGAAAGAAGGGUUCUAUCACGUGAUAGGAGAAUAUAGUCCUCGAGGCGUAAAUAUCCAACGCCGCAUUGUUAUACGCAAGACUAUUUCAAAGGAUAAACUCCUUGAUGACUUGCAAUGUAUGUCACAUGCUCGUUCCGUUAUUUGCGAGCAUGGGAAAGUUCCAUUAUGCCAGAAUUUUGAAUUGUUGAGGACAAUUCAUGCAUACAAAUUCCGUACAUUCGAAUACGAAAGAUACGUGAAUUGCCUUGUGUCUGGAUAUGUUAACUUGCGACAGCUCGCUGUGAAAGCUGCUAACAUGUCCUCAAUAUUUUCUUCUUUCAAUCACUUUUGGAAUUUGCAAACAUUGAUUGUUUCUUGUCCAUGUGAGUCUAUUGGGCCUACUGAGAUGUGGAAAAUGCCUCAAUUGAGGCAUAUAGAUUUUGGAAGAAGAUUGCUUCUCCCGGAUCCUCCGAGUGAUGCUGGAGUCAUGGAGAAUCUAGUGGUACUUGAAGGAGCACUUAAUUUUAAGUGCGAUAAAGAAGUGGUUAAGAGAAUUCCCAAUAUCAAGAAAUUGAGGAUAAGAUAUUCAGGGAGCAAGGGAAUGGACGAUGAUGAUUAUUAUUGUUUGAGCAAUAUUAAAUUUCUAUGUAAAUUAGAAUCUCUUCAUAUAUCGUCUUGGUACGAUUUUAGUGGGAAUGCCUCUUUGUAUAAGAUUAUCUUUCCCCGAACACUCAAGAGUUUGACUCUUGAUAUGGAAGAUCACUUUGAAUGGGAAAACGUAUUGCAAAAGAUAGGUUCGUUGCCCCUUCUUGAGAAGUUCAAGUUGUGGGAAGGGUGUUUUGGAACAGGCAAGUGGGAAAUAUUUGAUGGGCAAUUCCCUUGCCUCAAAUACUUGGGAUUGUUUUCGAUUCCUAGCCUGAAACAAUGGACUGCUGAAGCGAGCUCCAUCUUUCCACGACUGGAGAAACUACGUCUUUUUCAUAUAAAUGGAUUGAAGAAUAUCCCGUCUGAAAUUGGGUACAUACCGACGAUCCAAAAAAUAUGGAUGGAUUUUUGUGGUGAAUUAGUCGUGACAUGUGCGAAAGAGAUUGUAGAAGAACAAAUGUAUUUACAAGGGGACGAUCUUCCCUUUCUUAUUCAGGUUCGGCUUCCGCGUAAUAGAAAUGAAGCAUUGUUGAAUUUGGCAGGUCCUAACUUUGAAGUUGUAUAA
This is a messenger RNA of Salvia hispanica, 2751 nucleotides long. Its product is annotated as putative late blight resistance protein homolog R1A-3. Gene Ontology annotation, biological process: defense response to other organism. The record is from RefSeq and is a predicted model, not a curated record. Gene Ontology annotation, molecular function: ADP binding. Lineage: Eukaryota; Viridiplantae; Streptophyta; Magnoliopsida; Lamiales; Lamiaceae.